GCCGCCGCCGCCGCCGUGGACGACGACGACGACGACGACGUCAGGCGACGUCGACGACGUUCUCCGUCGCGUACCCCGCGCUACCAUCACCCACUCCGCUCGUAAUUGUAUCUGGACUUAAUUAUUGGGGCUGCCGAUUAACACUGCAAUCCUACGAAAUCCCAGAGCAACCCCAAUAAUUGGAAAAUGUCCGGAUUCGCAGCGGCGGGUCUCGUAGCUUUUGACUCUUUUAAGACGAAGGCAUCACUGAAGUUAUCCGGAUUUAGAAGAAGUAAUGUCGGUGGUUAUGAGGAGUUCGAGACCGAAGAUAGUAAGGACAACAAGGGAUUUGAGGAUGAGAAAGGAUAUAGUAGAGGAGCUUCGUUUGAAUCACUUCCGGAGCCGGAGAGACCACCGUUGCGGCAUAUCGAUACUUAUUGCAUGCCAGAAUGUCCGUUCCUUUCCAAAAGAUAUACCAUUGCAUCUUUGGCUUGUAUAGGCUUUAUUAUUUCGUUUGGUAUGAGAUGUAACAUGGGCAUGGCUAAAUUGGUUAUAAAGAAUACCACCACCCAGGGGGAAAAUAAUACCGAACACAGUUUCAAGUAUAACUGGACGAUCGGCGUGGAAAGUGCCCUCGACUCCUCAUUCUUCUGGGGUUACCUUGUGACACAAGUUCCCGGUGGUUUUUUGGCGUCACUAUACCCCGCGAAUAAGAUAUUUGGCACGGCCAUCGCGAUAUCCUCUUUCCUGAAUCUUCUGGUACCUGGCGCGCUGAAAGUACACCCUGUCGUCGACAUGUGUGUGCAAGUGCUGAAAGGACUGGUUGAGGGUGUUACAUAUCCAGCGUGUCAUGGUAUUUGGAAAUAUUGGGCACCGCCUCUAGAGAGAUCACGUUUGGCAACAUUAGCGUUCUGUGGAUCAUAUGCCGCAAUGGUGAUAGGUAUGCCGCUAUCUGGAUAUUUGAGUUCCUGGUUUGGUUGGACAGCAUCAUUUUAUUUUUAUGGUAUUUGCGGUUUGAUUUGGUACGGUUUUUGGUUAUGGUUGGCUUUUGAGAAGCCAUCGAAACAUCCCUGUAUCUCGGCACGUGAAUUACGCUACAUCGAGGAUUCGCUCGGUCAAGGACAGACGAAAGUGCCUGUACCUACACUGGCGUCGACACCCUGGCGAAAGUUUCUCACCUCGAUGCCCGUAUACGCCAUCAUCGUUGCUAAUUUUUGUAGAUCAUGGAACUUUUAUCUGCUGGUACUCUUUCAACCACGUUUCAUGCACGAAUCCUUUGGCAUGCCGCUUGUUGAGACUGGAACCAUUGGAGCGCUCCCGCACUUGCUAAUGACGAUGAUUGUACCAUGCGGAGGUUUAUUGGCAGAUUAUCUUCGUAAACGCGGCAUCAUGUCAACGACGACUGUCAGGAAGCUUUUCAAUUGCGGUGGUUUCGGCAUGGAGGCACUUUUUUUCUUGGUAGUCGCUAGUGCAACAACAUCCAAGAAUGGAGCUGCGGCCACAUUUGCUCUUGCGAUAGGCGUCGCAUGCAGCGGCUUUGCUAUUUCCGGCUUCAAUGUCAAUCAUUUAGACAUCGCGCCUAGAUAUGCCAGCAUCCUGAUGGGCAUGUCGAACGGAAUUGGCACUAUCGCAGGCCUCUUGGUCCCUUUCUUCGUGGAUACUAUUACAGAAAAGAAGGAUCCAUACAGCUGGCGGAAUGUUUUUAUCAUAGCGGCAUGUGUUCAUAUUUUUGGAGUGACAUUUUACGCUAUUUUCUGCUCUGGUGAGUUGCAACCCUGGGCUGAUCCCACCUUGGAAGAGCAAAAGACUUGGAAUCCCAUGGACGAGUUCGGUCAGACAAAACCGCCCGUUCCACCUCCACCAAAAACCAUGCAAUCCGAAUUCAUAAAACAACCGUCCCGAGAUGAAAGCGUCACCGACAAUUGGAAUACUUACGAGCAGUCAACGCCUGAGGGCCAUCUAUAUCAGGACAAUAAAGCUUCCGUGAUAAGCUACGGUUCAAUGGAGACCAACAGCAACAAUCCAUUCCAUUCGACGAAUCCGUUCGCCACUGACAUCAGCGCGUCUUACGUGCAGCCGUCAGCGACGGAUGACUACACGCAUGACAUUAUGCAUCGUCAGCAGUAAAACCGAAAUCGAUGUCUGCAGAGCAAUUGGACCCGAAGAAAGCGGAUCGCUUCUAUGAGGUUGUAGACUACUUACAUCGUUAGUUAUCGAUCCGCCGGUUCCUCAGACAUGGCGCAUCUUCAUUAACGAAUAGUGAAAUCGGAUUUUGUUGAAUUCAAAAUUCAGAACAUGCACAACUUUAUUCAGCUUGAAAGAAGAAACUUAUUAAAAUACCUUAUUUUUCUUGUUAAAGAAAGUAAAGAUUUAAUCUAAUUUAUUAUUAAAUAAUUUAUUCUGAAGAUGCAUAAUAAUGUCGUUCUGUUCUGGUAAAGUUUAUUCAGCAGUAAAAGAUUAGAAUGAAAGAUCUUAUUGAAAUGUGUGAUAAAAUUAUGACGCGUGCGUGCUUGCGUAUGAAAAAAGUAAAAUAUAUACCUAUACAUUAAAUCUUCGUUAAUUAAGAAUUAACUAAGAUUGUUACUAACCAAAUUGCUUAAUGUGUUGAUUGUGACGUGUCUGAGGUCCGCGCGUGCCAUGGAUAUAUUUAUAAGUAAAAUUUGGUAUAGUAUAUGACCUGAGACUUCACAAACUCUAAAGUACAGUUAAAAAUAUUAAUAUUUUUAUGUUAAAUAUAUUUCCAAGUUUCUCGAUGAAAGCUCGAAGAGAAACGAAGAGAAGAAGUGCGCAAUCUUUUUGUUGAGCGUAAUACCUAAGAGUGCAGGGAUGAUGCUGUGUAUGAUCACAUGACUGGAUAACUGGACAAUAGCACAAGAAGGAACGUGUUCAGACAUUAUCUCGCUGUGUCAUUAUUAGAAUCGACAAUAUCGAUAUUUAUUUAUGUUUCGAGACAUGUGUAUACAUUAUUUUUUAGAGCAAUUUAUGAUAAAUGAAAAGGACUGAUACACAACACUUACAUACACACACACACACACACACACACGAAAACGACAAUAAGUCAUUACAAUCGUGCCUAAAAACGUGCUUUGUGUAACGCAAUGUUUUAUUAGGAAGAUACUUUUAUUUUAAUUUUUCAGACUUUUAAAAGUUAAACAGAAGUGAUUAAUUGACAAAAAUUUUAAAACUUCAUCUUAUUUAAUAUGCAAUUAGUUGCAUUACUAUACUUUUUACUUAUAUUGUUUUAAACCUUAAAGAUUAUUAAGCGUAUUGUUAAGUCAAGUUGUAUCGCGAUAAAAUAAUUCUCAUUAAUGCCAGCGUAGUCAUUUAUAAGAGAUUGUGUAAAGAGAGUGUGCUUUUAAUUUAUAGAAGUAAUUAUUGGAAUAUAGCUCAGACCUUCUUUAUCUUUAUCUUUUUGUUUAGAGUCGAAGGUUCUUUAGUAGAAUGUAUGCUACCAGUGACCAGGUCGAGAUGUGUCUCAAAACGACAAUAACUCAAAUCUUCGCAGACAAUAACUUUCUUCGCGAACAAUAAUUAACGGGAAGGUUUGAGAAAAUAGCAAUCACGAGUGAUCUCCGUGCGCGCGACAUAGCUAAAUCGCUGAAACUUUUAGGUAUUUCUAAUUUCUCGACUUGUCUUACUCCGAAUUAUGGAUUUGCUUACUUACGCGAAAUAAUAGGAACAUAGCAAUAAAGGAGGAGGAUUACGCGACUCGAUAUGAUAAAUGACAUACAUCGCGUCAAAAAGAAAAUUAAAGUUAUACACAAAGAGAGUAAAUUCCAUUUUGCGACUGUAUUGACGCGAGCAUCAUUCUAUCUCUGUUGAGUAUUCAGUGAGCAACAAAAACAGAAUGACGCUCAUAUCGGCGCGGUCACCAAAUGGAACUUACGCCAAAGAUGCGUGAUGUAUUUUUACGCACACUUUGAUAUAGUACAAUUAAAUUCGCGAUAAUGACGAUAUUAUCCAUACAAUGUAAAUAUCAGAGAAAAAUAUCUAUGGUUAUUCAGUAAAUGUCGAAAUUUUUCUCAAGUGUCUGACAACGUAUAUACCUAUUGAUUACAAAUUGAAGAGAAACAAACGAAAAUUAUUAUUGCAUUAAAACAUGUAUAUGUUUCGUGUGUAAUCAGACUUCUGCUAUUCGAUUAUAUUAUAUAAAGGAACAACUAAUUGGAGAGAGAGAUGCAAUAUUAAAAAAUCUCGAUAUCACGUGAUAUUUAAAUAAAAAAGAAAUAUCUGCAGAUAUUCACAAGAUAUUUAUGUCGUAUGGCGCGGUCACAUGGCGGUGAAAUUAGUAAAUUAGGAGAAGCACAAAGAAAUUGAAAGCAGAGAAAGGUAACAGUUGUUAAUUAAUCUUUUAAUCAGAUUAACAUUUACCGGAUGUAGAGCGCAAACUGUUGUGAAAAAUAAUAGAGGAGGACGAUCAUACGAAUCGGCGCAUUCUAAAUUAACAUUCUGACGCAGGUUCUUUUAAUUCCCCCGAGCUAAACUCAAAGAUAUUCGUAUCGCGAAUCUUAAAACGAAUGAAAGUAUAUGUAAGAAAGUGAUAAAAAACGAAAUGAAAGUACCGUUAGAAAGUAUGAUAUUAGUAGACGAAACUAAAUAAAAAUGAAUAUACAGAGAAGUCAAGAUAUCGAGAAGUAUAUUAGGAAAGAAAUAUAUAAUAUAUUAUACAUUGUCAUAUAUAGAUGUACUUCAUAUACGUAUACGUACAUACGUAUACAGUAUACGUAUCUGUACACAUAUACACAACACGUCGAUGCGCGCUUCUUUUAUUACACGCAUAUGAAUAUUUAUGUACGUUCUUUAUGAUCUUUACACACGCGUAUGCGUUAAAGACAAAACGGGACAUAUACAAGGAAACAGAAUAGGAAAUGCACGACAUAUUGUGCCGAAUUUUGCGGGCAAGAAUAGUAAAGAUUAAGGAUGCAAAUUAGCUAAUUACGAGUUAGUGCCAUUUUUUAUAUUACGCAAAGUAUCCAAUAAUAAUAUCGUGUGAUUAGCAUCCACGACGACAAGUUUUGUAAAAACUUUUGAUUUAUAUAUGUUUAGAUAAAUACUGAUUCUUAGAUAAAUAACAAUUUUAGCUCAAGAUAUAGAGAAAGUUAUUGAGAUAUUUAACAUUAAGAUUUAAAAAAAGGAAAAUACGCAAAUUCAAAGUAUCAAACUAAAAUUUUCAAAUCUUUUAUACCUAUAUAAAUUAUUUUAAUUUCUUAAAAUGAAAUAUUGCUCUGUGUUUGUUAAAUUCUGUUAUCGAACAUUCUAUAUAUGGAGAACAACGAUUGAAACAAGACUUUUGUUGCCAAUAAACAUGGAAGCUAGGUCCGAGCGUUUAAUAUCGAAAAUUGGACUGACUUGAAAUUAACUGAUACGAUUGCUGAGAUAAAUUUAAUCUUAUAUACAUAUACGUAUAUAAAUAAAAUACAUGUUACGUGGAAGAUAUAAAUAACGGUACAACCAGGUGUAAUAAUGUCACGUUCACAAGAACGCUUCUUCAUAAUAUGAAAUUGAUUUGAUCAUUUUCAAGCAUGAGAUAAUUAAAUGAAACAAUUAAUUUCUAAAUAAAAAGGUAUAUUUUUCUUAAGUAUUAUUUAAAACUUUGCUGGUUUGAACAUAAGAGUAUUUCACAACUAUCAAUAUAUCAUUGUACAUACAGUUGUACGUACAAGACAUGGGACAUAACAUCCUGUGCGUGUAUGAGCCUAUCAGCGGGAAGCGGAUAGCUAGACUUUCCGAUGGUCAAAGAGAAAUUACAAAAUUAGUCAAUUUAUGCGAGAUCCUUUAAAGUUAUUGACAUACCGAUAUCUAUGUAAUAUAUGUAUUGAUACACGGUAUCGGUAAAUGUCUCGCAUUCAUCGUCGAUAAAAGUAUAAGAUUAUACACGUAUAUAUGUCGUGCGGCAUACGUUAUUACACAUUAUACGUUAAUAGAAAUAUAAAUAUAAAAAAUAAAUAAAUAAGUAAUUAUCUAUUUAUUUAUUUAUUUAUUUAUUUAUUUAGUAAACAGAGUGAUUUUAGAAAUUGGAUUAAGUUACCGAUUUUUUAAAUAAAGAUGGAGAAAUGUUGUACAAAAAGUAUUUAACAAUAUCUAACUUAUUGUGACAUUGUUAAGUUCUUUUCAACUUUUUUCCUCUAACACAUUUCUCUAUUUUCACUUAAAAAAUUUAUAGUCUAGCAUUACAAUUUCCAGAGUUACUCUGUGUAUAUUAGUCAUAUCGUGUAAUUAUAUAUUAAAUAAUUAAUGACGUCAAUGCGUGUGAUCGAUACAUUUGAGAGUUAAGGCACAAAGGAAUGCUUGAAAAUAUUAAUUUUCUCUCAGACGCUUUACUGUGCGACAAUAAUAAUACUUAAAGCCUGAUGCACGUGUUAUAACAGAGCACCAGAUCUAGAAUUUAUAUAUAAUUAUUUGUUUAUAUAGUUAUGUAACUUUUUAUUAUAUCAUACAUUUAUAUGCAGGACGUUUAAAAAUGAUCAUAUUUGGUCAACUGGUUUCGAUGUUUCUUGUCAAAAACUAAAUAUGUUUUUCACAUAUAACAUGAUUAUAAUAAAAAUGAGAAAUUAAAGAAUAAGAAGUCUUUAAGUUGUUUUCAAGAUAUAAGCGAUUAAAGAAAUAGAAAUUUUUGCAAGUAUCGCAGAUGUAAACCUGUACUGAAAUAUAGUUUUUAGUUCUGUUUGAUUUGAAAAAUCUUUUUAACAAAUUACCGAAUCGGAUAUAACAUUUUUGAAUAUAAAUUACGAUAUUACAUUGGCACUUGAGAUGUUUUGAUUGAAAUACUGUUAAUCUCAGAUUUUUAGUUUGAAAACUACUUUUUGCGUCAAUUUUAAUUUUUAACGAAAUUACAUAAAGGAAGCAUCAUUACAGUUUUCGACAGGAAACAUCACUCCGUUCGCCGCAACAUGGCUGUUGCCAAACACCCUGCAUAUGCAAUAGUAAGAGUCUCAUUUUGUGACAUCAGUGACAAUGUUGAAUGAAUAAUAACAGUUGGCGAUUAAAACGCUCGUACCAAUGACGACACGAAAUGGCGAUGCUGCAAUGCACAUUUUUUGCUCGGUGCAUCGACCGUAUGCUUUAAAAAAGACACAUGAUGAUAGAAAGUCGGAAAUACACAUGCGGCACACUUGAAAUUAAUGGCAUGCAAUACGAUAACUGUCACCUAACUAUCAUGUACUGUCUGCAUCACCGUUGCGCUGAGAGAAACGAUUCGUUUGCUAGGCUUACAGAGAGAAGAGAGAAAGAAGAUCCAAAAUGUAAAUCACAGUAAUAAUUUCUGUGAAAACGAAAAAAACAAGGAAAGUAAAACGCUUUCUCUCGUCGUAUUUGAAAGGAAAAGUGUGUGUCGAUUAUUUUCAUACGAUCUCAGUUAUCGAUUAUUUUUGUAUAAGGAUCGAGUUGCAAUAACAUAUAAAAAGUUGUAUGGAAAAUAUAAAAGAGAUUAUAGAAAUCUAAUCUGGUUAAGAAAGAGAUCGAUUUUCAAUUUUGUUGGAAGAAUAUGGCGUACGUACACGGAAUAUUUCGUAUUUUAUUUUUUACCGAUUGACAUUAAAUCAUUUACUUGCGCAUGCGUUUCUUCCUAUAAAUAUUUAUAUAUCUUCUGCUCUAUUUACUUAUCUUCUCUUUUUCAUUUAAUUGCAUAUUUUCUUCUAUACAGAAUCAGUCACGCCGAUUACACAGCAAAGGUUAAAAAUACGCUAAGUUUAAAAAUAGAAUACAUAAAAAGUAUGUAUGUAAAGAGUAAAACAUAAUAUCAUCAAUAUGCAAUAAGUUGAAUAAAAAAAUAUAUAUACAAAGGAAAGAUAAGUGAAUAGCAGAAAUAUGCAGAAGGGGAAGAAAGAUAUAUAACGGAAUAUAUCUGUAUAUUUAUCAUUGUAUUCUCUCGAAGUAGUGACUGGCCUAAUGGUUAUUCGCGACUUUAUUCAUCAAACCGAGAGAGAGUUUCUGGACUCGAGAUAUAUCUAUUAUAAAAUAUUAUUAUUACAAGAAACCUAAGCUAAGUUCUAAUGCUGUUCGAACAAUAAUAUUGAUAAUAAUACUUACACACACAUACGCACACACGCACGCACGCGCGCGCGCACACACACACACACACACACACACACACACACACACACACACAUACAGUUCCAAUAAUAAUUAUGACAAUAAACAAAUGGAGCACGGGGUGGGGAAUAUAUAUGUCAGGAAUAUAUAUGCAGUUUAUUCUGAAAAUUCAUGAAUAUUAAAAAAAUACUUUACACGAACGAUUAUUGUUAUUGCGAGAUUGUUAACUAGACGAAUUAUUAGCAUAGCUUUACGUUCGGCACACCCUGUAUCGCUUUGUAACGAUUAGCUUUAUAAAUAUAUAUACUAUAUAUUAUAUAGGCGACAUUAUAGACAAAUUUCCUCGUGCAUUUGCUUUUUAUAAAUGCAAUCAGAGAGCAACUAAAAGAACACUGACUACAGAAUCCUUGUGUUUCUGUUCGUACAUGAAAAAAAGCUGAAAGUUAUAGUUAUUAGAAUGUUCCACAAAAGAUAAAAAGAAGCACGCAGAAAUAUGAUAAAAGUAUAAAUCAUCCAAAAUAACAUUUACAUUUUGCUUAAAUUAAAAAACUACUAGUAUAUUUUUGCGAAAAAUUUGCAUCACGACAUUGUCCAAAUGUGAAAGACAAAUGCACAAGAGCACAAGAUAAUUAAGUGCAUCAUGCAGGAACCAUAACAAUAUCAUCAAAUCUUUACAGCAUACAAAAGUUUGUAGAAUGUAUAAAAUGAUUGCAAAUGUUGACUUACGAAGAUAUAUGUAUAUAAUUAUUAUAUCUUCUUUCUUCCAACUUAUAUAUAACGACAAGAAUAUGCAAUACAUAACUUAAAUUAUUAAGAGAACCUCACAUUUUGUUUAAAAGAAAUUAAAUUGUUGUAAUCAUUUUUAACAUAUUUUCUGAGUUGAAAAAAAAACAUGGCAUAAAUGUGCACGCAAUACUUUUUGUUCACCAUUAAAAGGCAUGGUAGUAAUUUAAAAAUUUUGCGAUAUUAACAGAGAGACCUUAUAAUUUUAUACAUAUAUACAUAUAUUGUACUUGUAUAUUCUAGAGGAGAGGAUAAGCAUUGAACAGUUUACGAUUUGGAAUAUUAAUCACAUACAUACAUACACAUACACACAUACACAAAGUACAUUUCUAUACGUGUAUGUAUAUAUUAUUCAAUAUGUACAAUGCCGCGUAUACCGGCGUUCAUAGAUUAUUGCUAUUUGUAUAUUUUCCAGCAUGUAAUUAGCAUAUAAUACCAAUUUACGUAUUUCGAUUAAACAUUCGAAAGUAUCAAAAAAUUACUGUAUUGACAAUAACGACAAAAGUUCGUAAAAGAAUGAAAGUAAUAUGUUAUUAAGGACAAUAAAUGCGUAAUGUUUCACAUAUAUAUAUAUAUGUAUAUACACAUAGGGUGUCUGGUAAUUAAGAUACCAACGCAAAACAUGAUAGAGCGGAUUGAGCUUGAGUAAAAAGGUAUCAAUUUCCAAACAAUCAUGUAAAAUUUUCAGAUAUUAAAAAGGAUUGCCAAAUGAGAGCGCCGAGAUGCUUUUGACAUGCCAAUGGUUGUAUUACCUAGCAAUGAGCAUUAAUUCGCGGCAAAGUGGAGAGGGACAACGCGCCGCUGACAGUCUUUUCUAUUAUAAUAGUUUUAAUAGGUUGCUACCAUGAGCACCACGCCUAAUACCGCCUUGACGCGCUCUCAUUUGCCGAUUCUUUUUCUUUAAUAUCUCAAAAUUUGUGGUGGGUUGGAAAAUGACAUAGGAAGUUUUUACUGAAACUUAACUCGCUUUAUCAACUCCCGUGCGUUGGUGCCUCCAUUACCGGACACUCUGUAUACAUAUUAAAUAGCAAGCGACGCGAAAUUCUCGAGAAAUUUAUACAUUAUACGUAUAAAAUAUUUAUUCUCUGAUUUCAAUGAAAAAUUUGAGGUAAAGUUUUUAACGUUUAUUUAAUAUAUUGUUAGAAAUAUUCAAUAAUAAAUAUUUUAUCUUGCUUAACUAAUUAUACUAAUUAACUUAUAUUAUAUAUGUUAGAACACGAGAACGAGAAUUUCACGCCGAAAAUAUGGAAAGUAUUAAUUGAUAAACAUUACAUAUUAAACAUUUGAUGGCUUCGUAUUACGUAUCAAAUAUAGCAAGCUUCUUUUAUUGUCAUUAUUCCUGUUUAUGGAAUAUUUAAUUCGUAAUUACUGCUUUCUUAAGCGAUGAUCCUAAGAGACUAGUUUGUAUCAUACAAAAUGUUUCAUUGUUUAAAAGAAUUGCUUUGUUGUUGCUACAGUGAUAUUAUGAAUUGUUAUAGCAAUCGAGUGAAAGAAAGUCGCAUCUUAAGUAAUCUACGUUGAGCUUUACGUAAUUAGUAUGUCACUUAAACACCUUUUGGUUUUAAAUCACAUGUAUUUUAUCGUAUCUAGAAUGACGAAAUUUUGUUUUCGUAAAGCAUUCACUUCUUACGAAAGAGAAUUAAUUUUCAUAUUGUUCAAAGACUACCUGAGUUUUUCAACUAUAUCUAGUUGUUUUAGAAAUAUUACGUUAAAGCUUAACAGACAAUAAUGCAAUGUUAGUUACAUAUACAUAUAAACAUUUGUUAAGAAUAUUAAUGUUAUUAGGAUUAUGCAUAAAUCAAAAGCGUCUGCUGUUUCUUUGCAUCAUGCGAACACGAGUCUAGCGUUAAUGUGACACGCACAUAAUCAGGAUGCAUCGUAUUCAGAGUUUUCCGAUAUAAAGCGAUUUCCAUAAAUAUUAAUUGAAAUUAAUGAAAAUUUUAUCGAGAUUUUAAAAUCGAUUUCCAGAAAUCGCAACAGAAAGGAAAAUUUGAUUAAAUUUCAAUUAACAUUAAUUAAUUUUAUGUAAAUGGCGCAUAAGACCGCAUCAUAAGGAUGAAUGUUUAAAUAUAAACUUUUGAGAAAUGUAUUUCUUCUCAUUGUAAGUCACGCGAAAAACAAUUAAUGCGAAUAAAUAAAACCAUUUCAAUUGUUAACAAACAUUCAUCAUUUAUGUAACUUUAUUUUGUCCAUUAUCUUACAGUCUCGUUCUUCAUGGAAAUAAUUACAUAUAUUCCAGAAAUGUUUUCUAAUAAUCUUCGAAACGCGAUGACGUAUCUAUACGAUUACGAUGUAAUUGCAAGAAAAAAAUGCAUUUUUAAUCGUUCAUAUUAGUAGGCUUGCUCCAUAUUGUACAUGUAGUCGCAUAUUAGAGAUUGUUGUUACGUGCCAGUGCAAUCUGCAUUUUGUUACUGAUCGUUGCAACAAUAAUUAUUAUGUUAAAUAUGUAUGUAAUACUGUAAUUUUCAGUGUAUUAUGUAAUUAAAACAAGAUAUAUUGGCGGUUAUUGACAAUAAAUGCCAAACCAAUCUUUUCA
Molecule: messenger RNA, 11329 nt
Organism: Ooceraea biroi (clonal raider ant)
Lineage: Eukaryota; Metazoa; Arthropoda; Insecta; Hymenoptera; Formicidae
Gene: VGlut
Product: Vesicular glutamate transporter
Biological process (GO): transmembrane transport; neurotransmitter loading into synaptic vesicle; synaptic transmission, glutamatergic
Cellular component (GO): synaptic vesicle membrane; excitatory synapse
Molecular function (GO): neurotransmitter transmembrane transporter activity; L-glutamate transmembrane transporter activity
Source: RefSeq, a predicted model, not a curated record